Molecule: messenger RNA, 2016 nt
Organism: Podarcis muralis (Common wall lizard)
Lineage: Eukaryota; Metazoa; Chordata; Lepidosauria; Squamata; Lacertidae
Source: RefSeq, a predicted model, not a curated record
AUGACUAUGAUCUCUCCUCGGUCUUACUGGGAAGGAUAUGUCGAUCAGCGGGCUGGGCUUUCGUUGGGAAAUGCCGUGCAGUUAAGAAAGACAGUGGCCAGCAGCGGGGCAGAACAAGAAGUGGAGAACCUCUCCGGCCUGUCUUCGAACCCUGAAAAGGCUAUUUUUGUAGUUCGCGAAAAUGGAACGACCUGUCUUAUGGCGGAAUUCGCGGCGAAGUUCAUCGUUCCCUAUGACGUGUGGGCCAGCAAUUAUGUAGAUCUGAUCACAGAGCAAGCCUACAUCCCGCUUUCCCGGGGAGCAGAAGAGCAGGGGAAAUGCGGCAGCAACGAAGCCGAACUCCAGAUUUUUUGGAUAGACAAAGCUUACACCCUGCGACUUUACUUUGUCAAGGAGGGUCGCAACACCAGCACAGGGCCCGAGGCCUGGUGGAAAAUGAACAAAGUCCAGUUCGUCUACGACAGCUCCGAGCGCACCUACUUCAAGGACGCGGUUAACCCCGGGAAACACACAUCUACCACACGCCAUCUUUCUGCUUUAGUCACCCCAGCUGGGAAGUCUUACGAAUGCCAAGCUCAGCAGACAAUCACCUUGACCUCCAGCGACCAUCAAAAAUCUGUAGUUCUCUUGCUGUCGGAGGUCCGCCUUCAGCCCUUUGACAUCAGCUCUGAUUUCACCUUCAGUGAAGAACAUAAGUGCCCUGUAGACGAAAGGGAACAGUUAGAAGAAACCCUCCCUCUCAUUCUGGGCUUGAUCUUGGGACUUGUUAUUGUGAUCACUCUCGGCGUUUACCAUCUCCACCUCAAAAUGACCGCUAGUCAAGUCCAAAUCCCACGAGACAGAUCUGAGUACAAACAUAUGGGAUAGUAGCUGGCACGCUCACCAGCCAGCUGAAGCAAAAGCACUUUUUUCUCCUGUAGGCCAGGGGCUCCCAUGUGAUGAAAUAAAACUUAACUACUUUAUAAUGACCAAAAGGGGGAGGGCAGGAAAGGGUGGGGGCGGGGGGCAGCAGGAGCAGCCAUUUCUCAAAAGUCAGUACUUCAGAGCACAAGGCAACAUUUUCUUCUUGGAAGGACCAUUGAUGUAAAAUGGCAGCUUCCUUCCCAUUCAUGUUCUGAGGGAAGAAAUUAGGAUGGAGGUGUAUGUUUUGCUCUGAGUACUGCUUGAUCUGCUGCUACUGCUGCUGCUAGGAUGGGUUGGAUCUGAUGAUCUGGGAAUGGAGAUCCAUAAUUUUAAUGGAAGGAGUGAGGAAAGACAUAUUUUCCCCCUUUUAUCCUGCAGCCCUUUAUGCUUCUUGAAAAUACGGAUGGGAGGUUGAAGGAGAACAGAAACUGUUGAAGAUCAUCUCCAAUCCUUCCAUGAAUGAAAACCUCCUCUGGGCCACAGUCUUUUCCUUUGAAUGGAAGGACUUUUUCCAUCCAUGGAAAAGCUUCUUUGGAUCCAACCCAUCACCCUAUAUUCCCAAAGCUCCAACUUUUCCUAUGGGAGCAAAGGGAUGGUUAAGGAGCCAGGGAUCUAGGAUAGCAUCCUAUGGAGACAUUCCCCAAGGAAUGAUGCCAUUUUGAAAAAGAAACAAAAAUACCAGCCAAAUCCUGCUCACCUUAUGUUAAGCCGCCACAGCUUCACUUCAAGUUCAUCUCAACCAAGAAUCUAUUUCAAUCAGGCAGGGUGGGUGGGGGAAGAGAAAAGAACCCAUGAUCUUAGCUUGAGGAAAAAUUGUUUUUUGCUUAAUGGGAAUGCUUUAGCACCAGAACAACUUUAUAGUUGUUGCUGCUCAAAACAUAAGAGUGUCAUGCUAUUGUAAGCCAAGUGAGAAAUGCUUCUGGGCUGAGCACCUUGCAUGUACUGUGAUUGAAAAAAAAAAUGCCUACCACUCCAUGAUGACUUCAUUUAAGACAACAACCACAAAACGUUCAUAUGACUAUGCAGAUAUCUUCAGGUGUUAUAAAUAUAUAUGUGUAAAUAUAUAUAUGGGGGGAAAACCCCUCCCAAUAAAUCCUGAAUUAUGUUGAUUAA